This is a messenger RNA of Heteronotia binoei (common prickly gecko), 3762 nucleotides long. RefSeq names its product homeobox containing 1 (gene HMBOX1). Gene Ontology annotation, cellular component: nucleus. Lineage: Eukaryota; Metazoa; Chordata; Lepidosauria; Squamata; Gekkonidae. Bases 381 to 1754 code for a protein of 457 amino acids. Gene Ontology annotation, molecular function: double-stranded telomeric DNA binding. Gene Ontology annotation, biological process: positive regulation of DNA-templated transcription. The record is from RefSeq and is a predicted model, not a curated record. The transcript has 11 exons.
GCAGGUGGGAGCUUGGAUGUUGAUAUCAACAUGGCGCUUGUCAGACAGACAAAGACAGUCAGUCUGGUCUGAUUGAGCCCCAAAGAGAGCAGGAAGGAGUGGGAAGUGAGGGGAGGGGGAUUUUCUCCCUUAGGUGCCGGGGGCGAGUAGGUGCUGGGAGCCUGAAGCAUUUCUCUCUCUCUGGAACUUCCCCAUAUUUUAUUUUGAAGCCCCCACCCCCCAAAUCUCUUUGCUUUUCACAUUGGGACUGGGGGGAUCCCCACCCCCCAACUUCUGCUGUUAAAUGGUCAAGUGGAGAGGCAGCAGCCCGGACCUAAAGAAUGGUAACUAGCACCGAAGACCUCCAGGAGGCUUUCUGAUUUCCUCUCCCCAUGUAAAGUAUGCUGAGAACCUUUCCAGUGGUCCUGCUGGAAACCAUGUUUCACUACACAGAUGAACCCAGGUUCACCAUAGAGCAGAUAGACCUGCUUCAGCGCCUGAGGCGUACAGGGAUGACACGGCACGAAAUCCUCCAUGCCCUGGAAACCUUUGACCGCCUUGAUCAGGAGCAUAGUGACAAGUUUGGUAGGCGGUCCACUUACGGGGCCAGUGGUGGAUCCUGUAGCAACAGCACCAACAACGUCCCAGCGUCUUCCUCCACAGCCACAGCUUCCACGCAGACCCAGCACUCUGGGAUGUCCCCGUCGCCUAGCAACAGUUACGACACUUCCCCACAGCCUUGCACUACCAAUCAGAAUGGGAGGGAGAGUAACGAGAGGUUGUCCGCCUUCAACGGAAAGAUGUCACCCACCCGCUACCCGCUGGCCAACAGCAUGGCUCAGAGAUCGUACAGCUUUGAAGCCUCUGAGGAGGACUUGGAUGUAGAUGACAAAGUGGAGGAGCUGAUGAGGAGGGAUAGCAGUGUGAUAAAAGAGGAAAUCAAAGCCUUCCUGGCCAACCGAAGGAUCUCUCAAGCAGUCGUUGCACAGGUAACAGGUAUCAGUCAGAGCCGGAUCUCCCAUUGGCUGUUGCAGCAGGGAUCAGACCUGAGCGAGCAAAAGAAAAGGGCCUUUUACCGAUGGUACCAGCUUGAGAAGACAAACCCCGGGGCCACGUUAAGCAUGAGACCAGCCCCCAUCCCAGUAGAAGAACCAGAAUGGAGGCAGACGCCUCCUCCAGUCACAGCUACCUCUGGGACCUUCCGGCUACGGCGGGGCAGUCGGUUCACCUGGCGGAAAGAGUGCUUGGCUGUCAUGGAAAGCUACUUCAAUGAGAAUCAAUAUCCUGAUGAAGCCAAGAGGGAAGAAAUUGCAAAUGCCUGUAAUGCAGUGAUUCAAAAGCCAGGGAAGAAGCUGUCCGAUUUGGAACGGGUGACCUCCCUCAAAGUGUACAACUGGUUUGCUAACAGAAGGAAGGAGAUUAAGAGACGAGCCAAUAUUGAAGCAGCAAUCCUGGAGAGUCAUGGGAUAGAUGUACAAAGUCCUGGAGGCCACUCCAACAGUGACGACGUAGACGGGAAUGACUAUUCAGAGCAGGACACUUGGCAAGUACGCAAUGGGGAGGAGGAGGGACGAUGUACAGAGGGAGGCAGAGAAGCAGAGAAGUUAGAAGAAGACAGGAGGAUCAGCUCAAAACAAGAUGACAGCACUAGCCAUAGCGACCACCAAGACCCUAUCUCACUAGCCGUGGAGAUGGCAGCAGUAAACCACACCAUCCUGGCACUGGCCCGGCAAGGAACCAACGAGAUCAAAACAGAGGCCCUAGACGACGACUGAUGAAGCGGCGGAGGGGGAGGGCUGAGACCGAGAAAGUAACUUAGUUUUAGACGUAGCACCUUAGCAGCCUUUCCUGGUCCUUACUAUGUGUUUUUCUUGCAGUAUAACUUUGCAGUCUCUUGUACGUCAAGUUAGCCGUUUAGGGUCUUGUCCUGUGAAGAUGGCAUGGUGCCCUCUGACUCCGCAUAUAAACUCUCAGUAUUAAUUCCCAAUCAAAUAAUUAAUCAAACCGACUGACCUCCCUAGACCAGCCCCGCCCCCCUCUCCCCCGUGGCUAGACAAAAACCUUUGCUGCUCUGUCUUAGCAUUCCAUGAACGUGCUUCCAGGUGUCAUAGGCAGCCCUCAAUCCCAAGCCUUAGGCUAAAUUUAUAACCAGAAAAAAAAAAACUGAUUACCUUUCAGAUGUAGCGUGUUAGUGCUUUUCCUUUCUAAGAAUGAAAGAUGAUAAAAUGAGGUUGCGUGGUUCCAAGGAUAGUAAUGGCUGCCAUAUUGUGAAUGUUGGACUGAGAAUGGAGAGAUGAUCGAUUUCAGCUCCUUUUCCAAUAUCUGGUCUCCAGGUGCCAAUAAGCUGUGCCUCUCGUGGUCAUGCCAUGACAUGCCCUCUUCUGUUUCCCUUUGCCGUUAACGCUACGGUGAGAAUAUUCUGGGUGGUACGGAAUAAGAUGGGAGAGUGUCUGUUGCUGCAUUUUGGUUGAUGCUCAUUGCUCAGAUACUCCCCAUAGCCUCGCUCUUGUCUGUGCAGCAAGAGACGACGACUUACUGAAGAGUCUUGGGUGAGCUCCAAGAGAGCUGCCUCUUGCAACUCUGCUCUGAGCUUGCCUCCUUCCAGUCAGCCUGUGCUGGUGAGAAGAGUAAAUCUGCUGCAUCUCUGCAGUGACUGAAUUGAGUGUUUUCAGUGCAGAGGGACAGCAGGAUUUACCUGCAUUCAGUGGAAGCAUACCCAGAAUCCAUGGAGAAAAACAAUGCAGUUUGUCCUAACUUUUCCUCUCACCUGUUCAGUUAUAAGGGUAAAGUGUGCCUCCAGUGUUCAAUCUCAGCUGUUGGAAGUUUGAGAAAUACUGCUCAAAAAUCUUAUAACUGUUUACCUCUUCUCUCCCAAUGCCCUGUCCUGGGUUCUUGAGUAAAAUAAGUUGUGGGGAGGGGGGUGCCUUUAUUUGCAUAGUAUCAGGUGGGCAUUUAGGUUGGUCUGUGGUAAAAGAGCACGAUUCAAGUCUGGUAGCACCUUAAAGACCAAGAAGGUUUCCAGAGUCCAAGUUCUGGUGAAGCUUUGGUGUCUGACAAAGGGAGAUUUGACUCAUGAAAGUUUAUGCCCUGGAAAUCCUGUUGCUCUUUUAGGUGCUACUGGACUUUAAUCUUGCCCUUUAUCUCCACAGUUGCUUCCCAGCAAGCCCAAAUACAAGCUGUGUGGGACACAUAUGAGCCAACACAAUGAUUACUAAUGCACACAUGAGUUCCAGUACGUGCACUUCAGAGGGCAUAAGAAUGACUGUGCAUUUUCUGUGCCAUCAGUUCCCCAUCGCUUGUUAUUGGCUGCUAAUGAAUAAGGUUCCCCAUGGCAUGCAGUUGGCCCAUAAUGAGAAAACUGGGUGCAAAUACCUCGUUUGUGUGUGUUUUCCUACUUCUGCUUUUGUUCAGGAGCCAGAACGUUGUACCACUUCAGGCAGGUUAACUAAAAAUUGGAAGCCAUAUUUAAACAGGAUACUGGAUGUUGCCGUGGGAUGGUGACUUGGUAGCAAGGGUGCAGUUACUGUUCUCCCACACCUGUGGUGGAAACCUGUUAUUCCCUCCUCCCAUUGAUUUUAGCAGGUUGCUGUGUCCGAUGUGAGGUUGUAUUCAGGCAAGGUAGGCUAUUCAUUGAAAACAGCACUGAGUGGACAAAGCUAACAGUAUGAGAAGUAAACCUACCUUUUAAUAGCAAAACCUAAUUGAUUUUCCCCCCUUGGUCAAAUGUAGCACUUUGGUUACCUUUUUUCCUUAAAUAAAUAAAUAAAUAUAUCUAUAUUUAUA